AUGCCAGAACCAGGUACUUUCAGUUUCUCAACAGUUCCUGGCUACUUUCUGCAGGAUGAAUCCUCCACCGAUCCGGAUUCCUUUGACUAUGUAUGUCUCCCACAAGAAGCGAACAAAACGACGUUCGACCCCUACUUACAAAUCCAGGCGAAUUCAAAUUUCGGGCUUAUAGAUCGGGACUAUGAUUCCCAAAAAGAAAGCAAACAAGAAUUAAGCACCUGGCAAAGAUUCAGCCGAGAAAUACAGCACCUAAACGAGCUUGGCGGGGAAUUGGUGAGGUAUAAAGUUCUCUUCCUUGGGAGACACGGUGAAGGAGUGCAUAAUGUUGCCGAGGCACGCUAUGGAACGAAAGCAUGGGAUGAAUACUGGUCUUUCCUUGAUGGAGACGAAUAUGGUAGAUGGGACGAUGCCCGUCUUACUGAUUUGGGUAAAUCCCAAGCGGAGACUGCACACUCUGCCUGGAAAAAACAGAUCGAGCAUGGGAUCCCUGCUCCGCAGUCCUACUAUGUGAGUCCGUUGAACCGGUGUUGCACUACGGCGCAAAUCACCUUCGACGGGCUAGACAUUCCAUUGACCAAGCCGUUCCGCCCUACAAUCAAGGAAUUACUCCGGGAAACAAUAGGCCAACAUACCUGUGACCGCCGGUCCAAAGCAUCUGAAAUUGCAUGUGAAUUUCCUGAAUAUGGAUUUGAGGCCGGUUUUGAAGAGAAAGAUCUAUUAUGGGACCCGAUACAUCGAGAAUCGAACGAGGACCGCAAUAAGCGGCUUUCCAGAUUGCUGGGUGAUAUCUUUGCGAAUGAUGAUAACAUUUUUCUCUCGUUGACAGCCCAUUCGGGUGCUAUUACGAGUAUUCUUGAGGUUAUUGGUCAUCGGAAAUUUCAGUUGCAGACUGGGGGUGUGAUACCGGUCGUUAUACGAGCUGAGAAAGUAAGCACUUGA
This is a messenger RNA of Penicillium taxi, 939 nucleotides long. Its product is annotated as phosphoglycerate mutase family protein. Lineage: Eukaryota; Fungi; Ascomycota; Eurotiomycetes; Eurotiales; Aspergillaceae. Gene Ontology annotation, molecular function: phosphatase activity. The transcript has 3 exons. The record is from RefSeq and is a predicted model, not a curated record. Gene Ontology annotation, cellular component: cytoplasm. Bases 1 to 939 code for a protein of 312 amino acids.